This is a messenger RNA of Didymosphaeria variabile, 2148 nucleotides long. RefSeq lists its product as uncharacterized. NCBI's taxonomy places the organism in Eukaryota, Fungi, Ascomycota, Dothideomycetes, Pleosporales, Didymosphaeriaceae. The transcript is spliced from 2 exons. The record is from RefSeq and is a predicted model, not a curated record. Bases 1 to 2148 code for a protein of 715 amino acids.
AUGGAAGUCCUCAUCGACUCAGCGCACGGUCACAACUCUUUGGAGGCCCUGUUUAUUCUGCUUUGCAUUUUCUAUGCUACGGUAGUACGUCGUACACGACUAUCUGUUGCACUGAGUAAUCUCCGUGCUGAAACUGACAACUUUGAAGGCGGCAUUUUUCUUGAGCCACCCGAGGGGGAACCUGGCCAUGGGCAUGGCAUCAAACGCUCUAGAUCGAGUGACAAGGCAGGCGUCGAGUCGCAAACAGUUCCCAAGCAGGGCAAUUCGAGGGAUCGUACGAGACCUUGCUCCCAAGAAACGGUGCAACAGGAUGAUGCGAGCGAGCUCCGUGGAGAAGCUGCAACGACUGCCGAAUCAGAUCUAGCAGGGCUAACAGAUAUACAUAACCCUGCAGAGGAGAAAGAAGAUGAAGAAUUGGUCCUUGAUGAUGACGAUGAGGAUGUAGACCUGGACGGAGUCGGAGAUGGCGAAGGCAAGCCCAAAGAACCAACGGCCAAAAUGAAGAAGAAAAUGGAUGUAAUGGCGAAAAUCGUGCAGAAAGAAGCCGGUCUUGUAAUUUUGACCGUGGAGCAGAACCACCUUAUCCCGACCUCCUUCAACGUUACCUGGGACCAAGACAAAACCAAGCUUCUUUGUUCUUACAAUUGGCAAGGCACCAACGAUGGCACCAAUACGAUCUUCGUGCCUGGAGGCCCACCCAAGUUCGUUCCGAACAGGGCUUUGCCUUGCGUCUUGGAAGCGGACUCAGGCUUCCAAGCCGCUGAUUACAAUUACGUGCGAAAGCCUUGGGAACCAUUCGCUCCACUGUUUACUGCAUUGGGCGUCAUGAAUCCCGGUUAUCAAUUUUUUGAUAUCGACGUUCUGGCCGAUCGCAACAAUCUCAGGAUUCUACUGGAAUUCUGCCAGGGGAAAGCAAACGGACCGCUUCGUCUGGACGUACAUAUGGUGUACAAUACUCUUGUCCUCGUUCGCAAGGGCGAGAAGUUUUGGAAACGACAGAUUUCUGGAGUCGGAAACAACUUCGAGAAGAAUUUCACACGACCUGGAGAUGACAUGGAGGAUGCUACAAGUCACUAUAGAGCGAUUCGAUAUCCUAUGGGGCCUCUGGAGGUUGUCGUUCGCUUUGAGGCUGAUGCCUACUUCGAAGAGGCCGCUUCUGAUGACCUUGAUCCGACUGAGGCCGACGCUGUGACGGGCGCUUUGCUAGCGGAACGACCACGUUACGACUUCCGGCCACCCGUUCGAUUCUUCCAGAAGGGGCACAUCGUACCGACAGCUCAGGUGGCAGAACUAAAGACGGUGACUCAUAAGGACGAAGGGACGUCCGCCGUCUCGUGUCAAGACCAGCUCUGGUUCGGCCGCACUACUCAUCUCUUGACCGGCGUAUAUAAGAUGGAGGAUGGAAAGGGAAAGAUCCUUCGUAUCAAGUACGAAAACGCAAAAGAAAGGGUCGACAGGUGGGAGGAGAAAAAUCAAGAUGCUCUCCGAAAGCUUGUGGAUUUGCUCUCGCGCAUACGAACGGCGUUGAAGCAACAAGAAGGACCUGUACGGGCGGGCCUUCUCGUACGCGAGAGUAGAGAUGGUCCGCUGAUAUUGAGGACUAUGCUAAGAAAAUCUCAUAUCAUUGGUAGGGAGUUCUUCUCGACACACUGGGAGCGCAAACCUGCUAGUGCUCCCCGCGGUCACAACAUGAGGGGUCGCUGGAGUGCUGACAGGUCGCAUCAGGGUCGACUACACCCUGGUUUGCGAGGCUACCACACUCCAUCCGGUGGUGCGCCAGGUAAUGAGCACCACUCGCAAGCAAGCUACGGUGCAAAUGGUCACCAACAGCACCCUGCUCAUGAAGUACAUUACAACUGGCAACAACAGGAAAGCUUUGGACCGAAUGGUUAUCGACGUCACCAGGGUUAUGGGGGACAAAAUACUCAGCAACAACCUGGCGGCUACGGAGGGUACAGCUUCCAACAGCAGAACGUAUACGAAGGACGCUAUGACCAGCAACAGCCUGGACGCGGGCGUGGAGGCUGGAGCGGAGGCCAAAGAUCAGGAACCUCAAGAGGGUAUAAUGACGGCCGUGGCCGUAGUCGCGGCCGCAGUGGCUCCAACUAUGGCGAUCCCACCUAUGGACGUCUUCCCAGGGGCUUCUAG